Clarias gariepinus (North African catfish) is the source of this 753-nucleotide messenger RNA. Its product is annotated as CD209 antigen-like. NCBI's taxonomy places the organism in Eukaryota, Metazoa, Chordata, Actinopteri, Siluriformes, Clariidae. Bases 21 to 677 code for a protein of 218 amino acids. The record is from RefSeq and is a predicted model, not a curated record. The transcript is spliced from 4 exons.
UAGUGUUUACUACUAACAACAUGCGGUCACAAAGAAGAUACUUUCAGCAGGUUCGAGGAGAAAACACUACAUGGGGCAGGUUCCACACACUGACUGCAGUAUGUGUAGUGCUGCUGUGUCUCGUCCAGCUGACCGCCAUCACAGUGCUCUGGAUUAAAUUCAACAAGCUGAAGACAGAAAACAACCAACUACAAACCAGAUACAACAACCUGACUAAAGAAAGAGGACAGUUACAUACAAGUUACAACACCCUGACUAUAGAGAGAGACCAGUUACAGACCAGUAACAACAACCUGACUAUAGAGAGAGACCAGUUACAGACCAGUUACAACAAUCUGACUAUAGAGAGAAACCAGUUACAGACCAGUUACAACAAUCUGACUAUAGAAAGAGACCAGAUAAAGAGGAAUAUAAAGGAAAUCCAGAGAUUUUUUCAACUGGGAUGGAUAUAUUUCAACUUCAGUGUUUAUUACAUCUCUAAUGAGACGAAGAACUGGACUGAGAGCAGACAGGACUGCAGAGAGACAGGAGCAGACCUUGUGAUCAUAACCAGCAGAGAGGAACAGGAGUUCAUCAAUAAACUGCUGGGCAGAAGAGUAGCCUGGAUUGGUCUGAGUGACGGAGACAGGGAGGGCGAGUGGAAGUGGGUGGACGAUACACUACUGACCACUGGGUAAGAAAAUCACUGAAAUAAUGUUUUGCUCAUGAUAUAAGUCUGAGAAAUACAGCAAACACUCUAAUUCUCUCCUUCAG